Messenger RNA from Metopolophium dirhodum (rose-grain aphid), 669 nucleotides. RefSeq lists its product as uncharacterized. NCBI's taxonomy places the organism in Eukaryota, Metazoa, Arthropoda, Insecta, Hemiptera, Aphididae. The record is from RefSeq and is a predicted model, not a curated record. Bases 1 to 669 code for a protein of 222 amino acids. The transcript has 3 exons.
AUGAUUUUGACUUCGGUGGUGUGUUGGAGCCUGGUGACGGUGGAUCCGGAGAUAGCAUCGGCCAGUUUGUCCUGGAUGACGGAGGUGGCCGCUGCUGCUUUGGAACCUUUGUACGUUAAUGCGGACCUAACGGAGUUGAUGAAGUUGCUAAAGAGCUACAAACUAUGUUGCGACAGUAUCCCCCAAAACUCCCAGUCAUCGUCACAGCCCAUGGCGACCAUGUCCAUUGCGUCCACGUCUGCCGACAGUCAAACUCGGAUUGUCGGUGUAUAUGGUUGCAACGAUCCGUCCUCUAUCACCAACAUGGACGACGACGCCUUCGAAGACGCGUUUGGGCGAUACGCCUCACGUCGUCGGACUGGGAAAGCAUCGUGCGAUAUUUUUCUACAGACGGCCGGGAACCCCAACAAAUUGACGGCGUCGGUUCCUAUGGAGGAUUAUGUGAUGGACGCAAUUUUGUACAAGAAGUCAGAUCUCGAAGGACUCAGGGACACGAAGGAAAUGUGGAAAUAUGCGUCAAUGAAAUGCCGAACGACGUUCCCAGAGAGCUCAGUGCAUUUGCAGAACAUCAAGACGGCGAUGCGAACCACUCUCCCGUUGAUGAAGACUUCGGAUACCAUGAGAGAGGUUCCAGUGUCCAGCCAGUAUGCGAGUAUCCAACGUCGCUAA